Molecule: messenger RNA, 1452 nt
Organism: Acomys russatus (golden spiny mouse)
Lineage: Eukaryota; Metazoa; Chordata; Mammalia; Rodentia; Muridae
Gene: Lsp1
Product: lymphocyte specific protein 1
Exons: 11
Coding region: 100-1083 (327 amino acids)
Biological process (GO): signal transduction
Molecular function (GO): actin binding
Source: RefSeq, a predicted model, not a curated record
UGAAACCCGCUGGGGUGGGGGCUCUAAGCCGUCGCCCAUCAUCUACGGAGAAGUGCCAGGAGCCACAACAAGUGCACCCACACCAAAGACAUCAGGCUCAUGGCGGAGGCUGCCAGUGACCCCAGCUGUGAGGAACAGGAAGAGCUGCUUGCAGAAGACAGCCAAGGGCUCACAACUCAGCGGAGAGAAGAAGAUGAAGAAGAGGCUGCCCGUGAGCAGCGUCAACGAGAGCGAGAGAGGCAGCUGCAGGACCAGGACAAAGAUGAAGAUGAUGGCGGCCAGCCCCAGGAAAAGCCAGAAGAACAGACACUCCUGAAGUCCUCUGAACUGGAUGAAGAUGAGGGUUUUGGUGACUGGUCCCAAAAGUCAGAGCCACGGCAGCAAUUCUGGGGGAGCGAGGGCACUGCAGAGGGGACCGAGCCCUCUCAAAGUGAGAGUCCAGAGGAGAAACAAUCAGAGGAGAGGUCUCACCAAGCCGAAGUCCACCUGGAGGACUUGAGCCUGAGCCACAAGGAGCCCAACUCAGAGGAUGGUGUUGGGGCUUCUGGGGAGGCAGAAGAGCACCUGACAAGCCAUCAGGCCAGGACCCCCAGCCCUUUGGCCUUGGAAGACACUGUUGAGCUGAGUUCACCUCCCCUGAGCCCCACCACCAAACUGGCUGAUAGGACGGAGUCCCUGAACCGUUCCAUAAAGAAGAGCAACAGUGUGAAGAAGUCCCAACCAACAUUACCCAUUUCCACAAUCGAUGAGCGCCUGCAACAGUACACCCAGGCCACUGAGUCUGCUGGCCGGACUCCCAAGCUGUCCCGCCAGCCCUCCAUAGAGCUGCCUAGCAUGGCUGUGGCCAGUACCAAGACUCGUUGGGAGACAGGCGAGGUGCAGACUCAGUCUGCUUCCAAGACACCCUCCUGCCAGGAUAUUAUAGCUGGAGAUAUGAGCAAGAAAAGCUUGUGGGAGCAGAAAGGAGGCUCCAAGAUCUCAUCCACCAUCAAGAGCACCCCAUCUGGGAAGAGGUACAAGUUCGUGGCCACUGGACAUGGAAAGUAUGAGAAAGUGCUUGUGGAUGAGGGCUCGGCACCAUAGACCAUGUAUGCAUCUUGGAGAGACUCCAUCCAGAUGCUACUCCCAGCCAUGACCAAGAAAUUGCUUCCUGUUGCCAGUCUGGCCUGCUGUCAUGCCUCCAACAACCCAUCUGCCACUUGCCCCUCCAUCUUCUAUUCUGUCUCAUCCUCUGAUCAACCCCCCCCCAACCUUGCCUCUCACAAUAAGCUAAAAGGACCACUCCCUAGAGGAGCCAAGAGCUCCCAAGGAAGGAUGGAAGAGACAAGGCAAGCAUCCCAGCCAGCUCCAAGGGUACCUGUCCCCAUGCUGAAUGCUCAGGACUCUGAGUCCUGUCCUGCCCAGUUUGAAGACACCUCAUUUUGUGUAAUAAAGUGCCUUGAGCGUUCCCCC